AUGUACCCGGAUAUUUUUUCAAAAGAGCUUGGUAUAUGUGAAAAAAUUAAAGUAAAGUUUCAGUUAAAAGAAAAUGCGGUGCCAGUGUUUAAACCAAAAAGGAAUGUACCAUUUGCAGUGUUGAAUCAAGUUGAGAAGGAAUUAAAAUUAUUGGAAGACCUGGAAGUAAUUGAAAAAGUGGAUUACUCGGAGUGGGCAGCUCCUACAGUAUAUAUAAAAAAGAAGAAUAACAAGGUAAGAGUAUGUACGGACUUGUCAACUGGGCUGAAUGACUGUUUAAAAAAGUAUAAUUAUCCGCUGCCAAAUCCAGAGGAAGUAUUUGCCAAGUGCAAUGGUGGGAAAAAUUUUUCCAAGCUGGAUUUGUCUGAGGCCUACCUCCAAUUACAGGUAGAUGAAGAAUGUGCUAAAGUAUUGACAAUUAAUACUCAUAAAGGUCUGUACCGUUUCAAAAGACUGCCAUUUGGGGUGAAGGUUGCACCAGCAAUAUUUCAGUAA
Messenger RNA from Octopus bimaculoides (California two-spot octopus), 495 nucleotides. RefSeq lists its product as uncharacterized. The record is from RefSeq and is a predicted model, not a curated record. NCBI's taxonomy places the organism in Eukaryota, Metazoa, Mollusca, Cephalopoda, Octopoda, Octopodidae.